AAAAUUAGGUUGGGAUAGCUGUACAAUGUGUUGCAGUAACCAUAGGUCAUUUAAAUUCAAAAGUUUAAAAAGUUGUUAAAAAAUCUGAAUUAUAAAAAUCAUUUGGUUUUCUUUCAAGACUUGAAGGAUUUACAUUUGAAAUGAAAUGUGCGAAUUAAACAAAAAAUCUUACUGCGUUGGUAGAAGCGAAAAAUGGUUUCAACCGCUCAAAUUAUCAAAAUGGGAAAGUCCAUUGCCAUCAUCGAAAUCGUACUGGGAUGGCAUAUGUGCCGAAAUAGAAAAAAAAUACAAAAAAGUAAGCCAACCUCAUUCCUCCUCUUUUACUUCUAUACAGCCAAUACUUAAAAACCAACAACCUCACAAUCGUAAAUAUGAAACAUCUACUUUAAAAAGCAUUAAAAAUACACAAAAAUAUAAAUUAAAACCUGUUCAAGACUUUGACAAAGAAAUUCCUUCAAGUGCUAUAAAACAAAAGUCUGUUCGUUUUUCCGACUUGGAUACAGAAUUACCUAUUUCUAAUAAGAUUCAAACAGAAAUUCAGGAGAAUUAUGAGCCAAUAAAGGUGUAUACUACGAAAACUUGUCCACGGCAUAAAGUAAAAUUCGAAACUAUACCUAUUAAUGAAAUUCCUCAAUUUUUACAAACAAAAAGUUCCAUUCCUAAACUGCCUAUUGUGGCAACUGAAAAAAAAAUUCUCUGCGAACAUAGAAAAUCGGUUUGCAUCAAAUCAGCUUCAGCAUCUCUUGCGUGUUUGAAUACAGGUCAAAAGUCAAGUCCACAAAAAGAACCACAGAGAUCUAAAGCACCGAAGCUAAGAAUGGCAAGCCUCAUGCCAAGUUUUGCGAAAACUGUAACAAUCGAUAGCUCUUCGGGGACUCAGUCUUUCGAUUUAGACGUUGUAUCGAUUGAAAAUAAGUAUCAACGCGAUAAAAUUGAUGAAAGUAUAGAAAAAUAUUUUCUCAAAGAACAGCAAUCAAGAUUGAUAAGUUCUCAGCCAAGUUCCCAAAAUUUGUUAUCGACAGAUUAUUCAGACAAAGAAGAUAAAAAGGGAUCUCCAGAUGUAUCAUUAACGACGGAAGAUGAUUCUUUGAUAGUAGAACAAAGUUUCAGUUGUAAAAAUCCAUCUAUAGUUUACGAAACAAAAUAUUCUUCAGAAAGUGAAAAGUCACCAGUCAGUUAUACUGAUAAUAAAAUUGAUAACAAAGCAACUAUCAUACCUAAUGCAUCUGGUAAUUCUGAAAUAUCCAAAUCUAAUGACUUUAAAUUUCGUCGAUUAAAAAAUAACAGUAAACCAAUUGAUUCUGUAGAAAUAAAUAGAGAACUGAGAGAAAAAACCGAAAAUUAUCAAAAAUCUUAUCUACGAUCAAUGACGGAAGUAGAUUCAAAAAAAUCCAUCACAAUUUGUACUGAAUCUCGUAACAUUUCUGGUCCAAGUUCAGGUUUCGAAAAUAAAAUGGUCACUUCAUUGCCAUCAAGCACAUUACAAAGCAUUCCUUUGACCAACGUUUUUAACAGAUCACAUAUAGAUAAAUGCUAUGCUUGCUUGUUCAAACCAUUUGAGGGUAAAGAUGAAAUCAAACGAGAGUUACCUUUAGCUACACUCAAAUCUAUUAUUGACUGUUCACAACAUAUCGAAGUUGAAAGUACAACUAGUACUUCUACUGAAGAAGAUCAACCAAUUUUACCAAAUGUCAACAUUAAGGCAGAAACUCGUUUUGAUCACAUGAAACUAAAUCUUUGUUUAUCAGACUUUAGCGAAGUAAAAAAGAAAUGCGAUGAUUCCAAAGAAAUGAAAGUUUCGUUUGAAGGUUCUAUUUCAUCAACGCAAAAAAACACGUCUGAAACCUCAAUAUCAACCAAAUCAGCGCCAUUGACUCCAGAGCAUCACCUUUUUGAUCAAUCAAAUACUUCUCAAUCUCCAGAUCGCUCUAAGACUUCCACUCCAAGUAAUCAUAGUUCUGAUUCUGAAGAAACGCGACAACAAGACGAUGAUAAUCUACCUCCAUCAAAAUAUCUUGCUCCGUGCCACGCACCGGUUAUAUGGGUGAAACCUUUUGAACCUCUUCGUGCUUUAAAACAGAAAAAAGCAAUAUCAUUGCGAGCCAGAGUUGCAGCACUGACUGCGGCUUCCAGUGAAGGUAGCGAUGAUAGUGGCGAUGAAAUCGUAAUUUCUAGUAAAUCUUUAUUACAAAAACGAGAUGCAGCUGUUAUUCCUGUACAAGAAAAAAAUGACAGACGAGAAAAAGUAGACAAGAUGAAAAUAUUAGUACGCACAAAAACUCUGUUGGAAAUGCCAGUUUCUUUAAAAAGUAAUGUAGAGCUAGAGAAAAGUACAAGAUUUUUGAAAAGAUCAAAAACAACUCAUGAUCUUACUACAAUCAAUAAAGAGGUCAAAAUCGACUUUGAGAAAGUUGAUGAUAAGGAUAAUAAAAAUAAUCAAGAUGAAGAAAAAUAUGAAGAAAACAUAAAAAAAUCAUCAAUAUUUAAGGCUGAAAGUCCUCCUCUUUUAACAGUGACAGAGCAAGAAAUUCUCGCGAUUAUUAAUAAAUGUACUGAACAGGGUUUUGAUCCAACUAUUCUCUUAAACAUUUUAGCUGAUGAGUUCGUGCAAAAAAUGGAGCAAAAACUGUUAAUACAAUCAAAAAAAUUUUUAAAAUCCGAAACAUUUUGUCCUGACCUUGAAUUUUCCCAUAAACAGCCUCCACUUACCAAUUCCCGUCAAUUGAAGAAAAUCCUUCCUCCAAAAUCAUAUGAUCUGAUAGCUCCAAUACUGGGUCUUCCAAUACAUGCUCAAAAGCAUGUCGAUAAACAAGCCAAAGAAAAAAUUGAAGAAAGAAGUGAAGGCUCUGAGAACACGUGUUCACAAAUAACUUUCGAUAUGAUAGUACAACCUCCCACUGAACGAGAUUUACUUGAAACAAAUUCAAAAUCUCAAGGCACUCAAAAUCCAUAUGUGAUGUUUCUGCGAAAACCACGAAGGAAGGCUGUAGUAUGGCGAGCACUUUGCGAAGAGGACAUGAAAGGCUACAAUCCUGAAGCAACCCUAGAAAAGCGUACUGCAAGAUUAAUGAACCAGAUAUGCAAAGAUUUUUGUGAUUGGAUAAAGGAGCUGGGUAAAAAUAAGCAAAUUAUUGACGAAGACACGCUCAACAACAUGUUUGAGAUAAAUUUCUCAGCCGAAGUUUGCAAAGCAAGCCAAUUUAUUUUCAAAGAACUACCAACAGUGCCGAUGCCAUUGUUGAAAAUACGCAUCUGCCCAGAAGCCGGAGAGCUUGAGGCCACUCGUCGUUUCAUAGCUCGGGAUUUAGGAGUAGAAAAGUUGCCUAAAAAAGCACACGCUUUUGGUCGAACAUUACCAACCAAAUUGAGAUUCGCACCACCUCAGGGUCCUUCUUUAACCGAUCGAUGGUUGAACUGUCCACACAUACCGGAAGAUUUAGAGUCUAUGGAUACCAUCUGGAAAGGUAUUAUGCACCUCGACAGUGUCAAAUCAUUUAUAAAUUACUUGACUAAUGAUCCAAAGGAAUCUUCUCAAGAACUUUUAAAAGAUCUGUUGCAACGACAAAUUCACGAUCAAAAAAGUUUUAAAGAAAGCGAUAAGUCAAUGUUAUGGAGCAAGGACGAAGAGCAAACCAAAACCAUGCAUGAUUCUAUAAGCGAACAUGAAUCUGAAAAAAUGCAGGCAUUUUUAUUUUUUUAAUUAAGAGUUUGCUUCUAUUUGUGAAUAACCCUAGUAAAUUUACUAUAAAUCAUGUUGCUACAGAAAUUUCUGAAAAUUAUAGAUAUUUGAAAACUGAAAAGAUUUGAAAGUGGCGAUUAAAAAUAAUUUCAUUCAUUUCAUAUUUGUAAUUUAACAAAACACUGAAUAUUUGCUAGUGUUAGAUUAGAUUAUUAUUUAUGAUUUUUUGGGAUUUUUA
Trichogramma pretiosum is the source of this 3917-nucleotide messenger RNA. RefSeq lists its product as uncharacterized. The record is from RefSeq and is a predicted model, not a curated record. The coding region runs from base 146 to 3700 and encodes 1184 amino acids. The transcript is spliced from 8 exons. Lineage: Eukaryota; Metazoa; Arthropoda; Insecta; Hymenoptera; Trichogrammatidae.